GUGGCGGGCGGCGCGUCCAAUGGCGCGAGGGAGGCCGCGAGCGGGCUGUGUGUGGUGUGUAUGAGGGAGUGCGAGCGGAGCGAGGGAGAGAGACGCGAGCUCGCGUCGUGCCGUCGUCGUGGCUGAGGCGGCCGAGAAGGAGGCGGCGGAGGAGGUGACGCCAGGCGGGCAGCGCGGAGCGAGCGGCCCCGCGGGGCCCAAAGCAGAUUCCAUAAUGAUGAAUGGUUCCAACGUGGCAAACACAACCACGACUGCAACCACCCCUGCAAAAUCCAAGGAGGACCAGGUAGUGAAUGGGCAUGAUGAGAAGGACAGCAACCCCUUUGCUGAGUACAUGUGGAUGGAGAAUGAAGAGGACUUCAACCGACAGGUGGAAGAAGAGCUACAGGAGCAAGAAUUCCUUGACCGCUGUUUCCAGGAGAUGCUGGAUGAAGAGGACCAGGACUGGUUCAUUCCGUCCCGCGACCUGCCACAGGGCAUUGGGGAGCUUCAGCAGCAGCUGAACGGGCUCUCCGUCAGUGGCAACACCCACAGCCACGUCUCAGAAGAUAUUUUGAGCAAAAGCACCUUAAACCCUGACGCCAAGGAGUUCAUCCCCGGAGUGAAGUACUGAACUUUCUGGCAAAUUUUGCAAAGACAAUUUCUUUUGCCCUGGAUUGGGGUGGGCUGGGGUGGGGGGGCAGUGGGACCUGCAAGCAGCAGUGGGCAAGAGACUCCUGGUGGGCGAAUCUGUGGGACUCUUCGGCUACUUCAUCCCUCUUUUUCUUGCUGCGUCGGGACAUUUUGAAGCAAACUGAUGAGAAGGAACACCCACCACGGGACGGGGACAUAGCCAGAUUGGACACCUCCCUGGUUCCUUUCCCUCAUCUUUUCUCCUCUCAACAGCAACAAGCCUGGCCUGGCCGCCAGCAAGGUCUCCUGCCUGCCUCCUCACUGGGUGUGCUUUGGACAUUUUGCAGGGGCCAUGCUCCAUGGUGGGGAAAGCCCCCCCCUUCCCCAGAUCUCUUCCUCCCUCCCUCUUUGGUGGAAGUUCUCAAGCAUUGGCAGGCCAGAUCUGCCCCCAGCCAGCCAGCCAUGCAUUUCUGCUUUUCCUCCUGGCUUCAGACCCCCCCCUUCUUUGCCCUCUGUCCUCAUUCAGGCUGGGUACAAGUCCAGCAGGUGAGAUUGCUGCCACUCAGUGGGCCACAGCCUUCCAGCAGGCCUCACCCACCAUCAAACUACUUAGGGGUUGAGGGUGGGGAGUCUGAGGAUUUGAGAAGUUUGCUUGAUCCUUGUUCCCCCUCCACAUUGCAAGCGUGUGGCCUCCUCCUGCUGAUGGCCUAGGACUGUGGCCGACCUCCAGAGGAGGCAGUGAUAUCCUAGGAUAUUCACUGAGUUGCUGAGCCAUGGGGGUAAGGGGUGAUCUCCCACCAGCAACAAUCUUCUGGUUCUGCCUAUUUGUCUGUCGGCUUUCUCACAUGUCUUCUCCCUCCCCUCCCCCCCUGCCUGCUCCUAACUAAAAUACCAUAAUCAGGAGUGACAGGGUACAUCUCUCCAUCUUGCAAUCUGUUUGGUCAAUAGAAACAAAGGCUGCCCACCCCCCCAAAUGUAGGCUUUGGGCCAUUUCCUGCCCCUGUCUAGGAAGCUUUUGCAAAGGCGUUCUCUGGUCCCGGUGGAUUUCUCUCUCCUCACCAGCCGCAUUGGGCUCCCUUGGCAUCCCAGCCACUAAGAAAGGCUGUGGAAGCUACAGCGGGCCUGUGUGCAGAUAGGAAGGACAGCUGGACCAUGUGAGUGAAACUCCCCCAAAACGGCUUGCAGAAAUCAAGGCCAAGGGCUAGUUCCUGGGGUGCUUCUAAAUUGUCCCGUAUCAGCUGCAGUAAAAAAAAAAAAAAUCUGUUCGGCUCUUGCUUUCUUGCACCGGGGGGGGGGGGGAAUGAAAAUCACAGCCUCCUGCCCUUGUGACACCUAGUCCAGCCAGCACUAGCUUGCAUCUGGAAGCAAAUCCCAAAAGCAAGUGAGCUGGUGAGGGCGAGACUUGGUGUCAGGCUGAGACCCUUCACUGCCAAAGAGGGGGGCCUGCUUGCCCCUGUCCUCCUCCUGUUUAAAAUCUGGUUCCUGCUGAAUUCAUAAGGGCCCCCCUUCCCCCUGGCCCUCUAGUCUGUGACUUUUUCUUUUGCAGGGAUCCAGCCUGGAGCCUGGGCUAGCGGUGGCGGACAAAAAGCCAGCGUGCCAUGGAGCCAUUUGCAUAUUGGGACCCCAUUCCCCAAAUUAUUUCCAUGGAUUCCCAGUCUAGAGGCAUAUAAAGCAACAGCACUGUUGAGGAAUCCAUUUUGGAGAUACUUCCUUUUUUGCACCCAAUAAGGCCUUGCACAGCUAUCUGGCUUCUUGGAGCAUGUACAGAGAAAAGUAUGUUUCUACUUCCUGAGUCCCUCUUAAGCCUCCUGAGUAGAGGGACUCCACCCGCCUGGCUUCUUGGGCUUAGCUGCCCAUUUGGCCUUUCUCCUUGGGACAAGUCUUUUUUGGGCGGGGGGGGGCAGAGAGAUAAUGGACUCCAUGCUCUAUCUUGGAGACUCUCUAUCUCUCUCACUAUAUAUAUAUAUAUAUAGGAGAGAUGGGCAGGCUCUCCAGGAUCCUGAUUUCCUCUUGGCCAUGUUUCAGCCUUGCUUAGUUAAAUAAUCUGCAGGAUAAUUGGACAGAGCAGAUAUGUGGGGCCAUAGCCUCUCUCACAUACUUUUUCUUAUCUCUCUCUCUCCCCCACCCCCUUACUUUACAAUCUCUUGUUUCUUUCCAAGGAAGUCUUUGCAAUUUUGUUCUGUCCAUUUUUACAACAAUGCAUUCUUCAAUAAAUUGGUUUUGAGCUGGG
Molecule: messenger RNA, 2842 nt
Organism: Rhineura floridana
Lineage: Eukaryota; Metazoa; Chordata; Lepidosauria; Squamata; Rhineuridae
Gene: PAIP2B
Product: poly(A) binding protein interacting protein 2B
Exons: 4
Coding region: 215-613 (132 amino acids)
Biological process (GO): negative regulation of translational initiation
Cellular component (GO): cytoplasm
Molecular function (GO): mRNA regulatory element binding translation repressor activity
Source: RefSeq, a predicted model, not a curated record